This is a messenger RNA of Diatraea saccharalis (sugarcane borer), 1961 nucleotides long. NCBI's taxonomy places the organism in Eukaryota, Metazoa, Arthropoda, Insecta, Lepidoptera, Crambidae. The record is from the annotation of a GenBank genome assembly.
GAUAAGAAUUUUGCCUUUACCACAUAAAACUUGUAUUAUUCUGUUACUAUUUGCUGAUAAAAGUUCGUACGACUGAUAAAAAUUUAUUACAUAAAAUAUAAAUAUCCGCUUUAAUAAAUUCAUGAGUGAAAUUGCCAAAAAAAUUGCUGUACUACAUUAUUUAUCCCUCUAUGUUAUAUUUUAACAAUGCUUGAUCUUCCUAUUGAUGCAAUGAGUGUUAAUACAAGUUUGGCAGAGAAUUAUUUCAAACAAAAUAAUAGUGAAUUUAGUGGUAAGAAAUACUUAAAUUAUGAUGACGCUAAGCAUGAAGAAGUUAUUUAUACUGAUGGAUUUAAUAAUAUAAUAACAGUACAGGAUUUUGAAUAUGGAUUAGAUAUUAUUGAAAAGAAAGAAAGACCAACUUCAGAUGUAAAUACAUUGGAUUUUAAAUUCAUGAAUCUGAAAAAACUAAUUGAAGAUAACACUAAUUUGAUUAGUCAAAUAGAAUUUCUUAUUAGAAAUACACCUAUUAAUGAGGUGCAAAACUUUGACAUUAAACUGAUAUUACAAAAUAUAUUAUACAAUACAACUGUGAGCUGCAUAUCACAGUUUUCAGAAAAUUGCCUAUUUAUGGAUUAUAACACUCCUUUGGCUAAUCUUGGCUGUGUGGCACAGAUUCUAAGGCACUACACUCUAUGUGUCAUAGUAUCUCGCAAAAGUACUGCAGCUGUUUGUCAUCUAUUCACAGAGUUAUGUCAUAAAGCGGGGCUUGCUGUUGAGCUCAUAUUCUGUGAAGAUGAAUAUGUAAUUAACUCUGUUAAUUAUGUGAACAUGACAAGUGUUAAAUCCAUCAUGAGCGGAUGCGUGGGUGUGAUAUCUGAGAAUGCUGAUAUAGAAUCAGCUGUGGACACAUUAUUAGAGACAACAGUUCGGUAUCCAUGGAAAUUGCAACGCGUUUUAGUACAAGAGAGUGUGUAUAGUACAUUCAAGAAGGCUAUGCACUGGAAAACAAAGGAUGUUCCAUCACAUACUACACAAAAUACAUUCUGUACGGAGACCUUUCAUUACAAAGAAAAAACAUUUUUAAUAGAUUGCACUGCUUCACAGAAACAUGAAGGCGUCUAUAUUGAAGCUUAUAGAACUACUAAAGAACUAAUAUCGCUACUUAAGAAGUACAACAAUUUCUUUAUGUCGUUGUGGACGGAUAGUAUUGUUGAGAGCAGUGAAAUAUCUCAUCAUGCUACAGCUGACGUCAUUUGGAUUAAUAAUUUUGGUUUAUUCGACGGUCCACCGCUAUCUUCACAAGCCGUAUACGGAACUAUAUGUUCAAAUUACAAUCGUUCAACAGAUACUUUUAUAUAUGUCAAUAAACUAUGGAAGAAGCAACAGGAAGAUUGGCUGAAACUCCCAUUCCACGAACGCUGUAACAGACUCAAUUAUGUCUUGUGUGAAAAUCUAGCUAAAAAUGGAGAAAAUUUGGUGUUGCAACAAUUAAAAAAUGGCUUAAAAGAUUGGAAAUGCGAUUCUGUAUGCGUAUAUGUUGAUAAUGGCGUGGCAUGUGUGUGCACUGCGAAACCCAUAGAUUCUAUAUGUUACAAAAAUGUUUCACGCGCAGAUGCCUCGACUUUCACACAAAUAAUUAGAGAUUUAGCACUCGGGUCACCUGUUGUAGUUGAAUUUUGGAAUGAUGAAAUUGCCAGUUUUCAGUCUGAAAUGUCUCGUAUUGGGGUGCCAUUGUUUUUGUGCAGUGAUGACGAGUUUGCCGACAGUGUACGUAUUUUAGCAGUUGAAAGAUCAACUAGUCGCACUAAAGUCGUAUAUUCCAACUUUGGUACAAUUUUUGCAAAUUAAAGAUAUUUUUAUAAUAUAAUAAAUAUUGCAAGUGGUGCUGCUCUAAUUAUGACAACUAUAGUGUAAGUUUAAAUAUUUACCUAUGUUAUAUGUAUUUUAAUCGAAAUCAAAAUAAAUAAAAUGUUUAAUUG